Messenger RNA from Aureococcus anophagefferens, 1506 nucleotides. RefSeq lists its product as hypothetical. The record is from RefSeq and is a predicted model, not a curated record. The transcript has a single exon. NCBI's taxonomy places the organism in Eukaryota, Pelagophyceae, Pelagomonadales, Pelagomonadaceae. Gene Ontology annotation, biological process: amino acid catabolic process; carbohydrate catabolic process. Gene Ontology annotation, molecular function: hydro-lyase activity; magnesium ion binding. Bases 1 to 1506 code for a protein of 501 amino acids.
AUGAAGAUCGUCGCCCUCGACGUCGUGGACUGGCGCUACCCGACGUCGCUCAACAGCGACGGGUCCGACGCGGUGCACAAGGACCCCGACUACAGCUGCGUCUACGUGACGCUGCGCACCGACGGCGCCCUCGACGGCUACGGCCUCACGUUCACCCUGGGCCGCGGCAACGAGGUCGUGGCGACGUGCUGCGAGAGCCUCGCGCCCCUCGUCGUCGGGCUGGACCUGGAGCAGGACGUGCUCGGCGACCUCGUCGCGUUCCAGCGCAAGCUCACGCAGGACGGCCAGCUCCGGUGGAUCGGCCCCGAAAAGGGCGCGCUGGCCAUGGCGUGCGGCGCGGUGCUGAACGCGGCCUGGGACCUCGCGGCGCGGCGCGCGGGGCUGCCGCUCUGGGAGUUCGUCGCGUCCCUCGAGCCCGAGGCGCUCGUGGACAUGAUCGACCUCAAGCACCUGAGCGACGUCGUCACGAAGGACGCCGCGCUCGCGUUCCUGAAACAACGGCGGCCGGGCUGGCAGAAGCGCGUCGCGGAGAUGAAGCGGGACGGCUACCCGGCCUACACGACGAGCGCGGGCUGGCUCGGCUACCCCGAGGCCAAGGUUCGCGCGCUCUGCCGCGAGUACGUCGCCGCGGGCCACCGAUACUUCAAGAUGAAGGUCGGGUCGCCGGACCCCGCGGACGACGUCAUGCGCGCCCGGGCCAUCCGCGAGGAGAUCGGCGACGACCGCGUGCUCAUGAUGGACGCGAACCAGAAGUGGGACGUGCCCGAGGCCAUCGCGAACAUGCGCCAGCUCGCCGCGUUCAGGCCUUUGUGGAUCGAGGAGCCGACGCACUGCGACGACGUCGUCGGCCACCGCGAGAUCGCCCGGGCCCUGCGGCCCCUCGGCGUCGGCGUCGCGACGGGCGAGGUCGCCCAGAACAAGGUCAUCUUCAAGCAGCUCCUCCAGGAGGACGCGAUCGAGUUCUGCCAGAUCGACUCGUGCCGCAUCGCGGGGCCCAGUGAGAUCUUCGCCGUGCUCCUCAUGGCCGCCAUGAAGAACGUCAAGGUCUGCCCCCACGCCGGCGGCGUCGGCCUCUGCGAGUACGUGCGCCACCUGUCCAUGAUCGACUACGUCUGCUUCUCCGGCGACCUCGAGGGCCGCGUCUGCGAGUCGACGACGCACCUCCACGAGUUCUUCGAGGACCCCGUCGCCUUCGCGCCGGGGCCCGACGGCGCCGUGCGCUACGUCGCGCCGAAAGCGCCGGGCUUCGCCAAGUUCGAGGCGAAAUCCGCGGGCGCGUGGGCGUUCCCGCACGGCGACUCCUGGCGCGACGCGGCCGCGGUCGGAGAAAAACUUCACGCGCGCGCGCGCGCCGCCGCCCGGGCCGAGGGCGACAAGGCCGCCGCCGUCUCCGAGGACACGCUCGCGGAGAUCGACCCGCGCGCGGUCUACGUCCUCCAGGCGAAGUGCGUCUCCGUGCUCAGCCGCGCGGCCGCGGCGUCCAAGAAGCGCAAGGCGCCCCCCUAG